Molecule: messenger RNA, 1810 nt
Organism: Bacillus rossius redtenbacheri
Lineage: Eukaryota; Metazoa; Arthropoda; Insecta; Phasmatodea; Bacillidae
Exons: 5
Coding region: 386-1717 (443 amino acids)
Molecular function (GO): nucleic acid binding
Source: RefSeq, a predicted model, not a curated record
AGUGAGAGAAGUGGUGUGUUGGCAAUGAUUAGAACGAAAUAGUUCCAUAGCCAAAAUAUAUAUUUUUUGACUUUCCGCGUGUAUUUAAGAAUUUAUGUGGGUAUUUGUUAAGUUUGAACAUUUUUUUAAAUCUCUGGUGAAAUAAAAACGUUAUGUUAACGGUAAAAAAAUAUUACGUGCCGAAACCGUGGUCGCGCAUUAAUAAUGUUAAUAGUCACUUGAUUGUUUUCUCUUUCAGCCGUUUGCAGUCUGCACAGAUUACGCCAUAUUGCAGUGUGUUUUAAUAUAUUACUGACCGUGAAAUAACGUACAGUUUGUGUUUCAGGAUUUUGUGUUAAUAUUGUGUAUUUUAACUUUGUUAUAUUAUUUAUUAUCUACUAUUGUAAUGAUGGAAUUUGUUAUCGUUUUGAUAUUUUGUGUGGUUCUUGUGAUUGCUGUAAUGGUAAUUGGUUCCGGAAUGGGGAAAGCUACUUCUUCGCAGCGUCAGAUGGACAUCAUUAACGUCGCUCAGAACUUAUAUGUUUUAAUUAGGAAAGGCGACUUGAAGAAAUGUGACGUUACGCAGACGACCGCGUUUCUUCUCAACAUCGCAAAGUCAACUGUUCUCAAGUACUACAAGAAAGACAUUGAAGAAGUUUCAACACCAGGAAAAAAGAGGAAAAAAAGGCCACAGGAAGGAAAGUCACUUGACACAGUCGACGAUUUCACAGUAAAUGCAAUCAGGAAUGCAAUUUACAGGAUGUACGCUGAAGGUUUGAAUGUUACAGUCGACACCAUUUUGAAAGAAAUCAGGGAAAGACAAAUAGAUUAUUAUGGUGGAAGAUCAAGUCUUCAUAAAUUGUUAAAGAAGAUGGGAUUUUCAUGGACAACUGUUGAUGGACGAAAAGCUUUGAUAGAGAAUGAAAACAUAGUAUUGAAGCGAAUAGAUUUCUUGAGAAAGUAUAAAGGAGAAAAAGAAAGAGGUGCCAAUUUCAUAUUUGUUGAUGAAACAUGGAUUUUCCAGAGAGGCAAGGCAUUAAUUUAUUUGAAAAUUUGUUCUGUGGUCCAAUACAAAGUAUUUCAUUUCCAUUUCAUAUAUUUUUCAGGAACUGUAUCAAAGUCAUGGCAGGACAAGAGUCUACAAUCUGCGAAGAGACGUACUGUUGGAGAUGGUAAAAGGUUUAUUGUUGUUAAUGCUGGAGGGCGCACUGGCUUUGUGCCAGGAGCAGUAUUACUUUUUGUUUCAGGUCAGAAGACUGCAGACUACCAUGGCGAGAUGAAUGGGGAAACUUUCUUGAUGUGGUUUGAAGACAUGUUGGUGCAUCUGGAGGAACCCAGUGUCAUUAUAAUGGACAAUGCUUCAUAUCACAGCACCCAGGUUGAGAAAACACCUACAACGAACUGGACCAAGGAUGCACUGAUCGCGUGGCUGGAGAAGAAUGAGAUAAAACAUGAAAAUAAUUUGUUGAAAGUGGAGCUGCUGAGAAUAGCUAAACAAAACAAGCCCCGAAUACGAUAUGAGGUAGACGAGUUGGCUUGUAACUAUGGCCACAAAAUUCUACGACUCCCACCCUAUCACUGCCACUAUAAUGCAAUCGAACUAGUUUGGGCUCAAUGUAAACACCAUUACAAUAGUAACGUGGGGCGGGCCAAGAGAUUUGACAAUGAUGCAGUUGCAGCCAUCUGGAAAGAGGCUCUUGAUGCUUCCACACCAGAGAGGUAUUUUCAUGUUGCAUGACCAAUGGGGUAUUCCUUUUGAAGUAGAAAUUGUUUUAUUUUCCUGUAGAACAUUCCUCAAGCUUCAGCAAAACCCUUACCAUACAUUUUUACA